ACAUUAAUACACAAUAUAGAAGGAGAGACCUACAUUUUGUAUAAAUUGUCGGAUAAAUGACAUGCAAAAUGAGAAAAAUAUUUUAAAUACAGUAAUUACCAAAAUGACACUUGUAUAUGAAAUAUGACGCGGAAAACAGUUAGAAUUUGCGACCUCAAAACUUCAGUAAUAGAUAGCGAUGAGGAAGACUUUUACCCUGAAACAGCAACCCUGAUACCUGCAAUGAUGUUUGGAACUAGAAGAAAGCAGUCCCCACAAACGAUUGGAGGCGGUCUGUCUGGAUAUAAAACGAGUGAUGAAAGGACCGCUACCAGCCCAAGCACUGUCUACAACGUCUCACAAGAGCACCAAGGUUCCAAGUACACACAAGUAUUUCCCAGAGUAGACUUAGAUGAUGAGGUCACUAAACGUCCAAAUGCGGGCUACAAUACUUCACCAUUAGAUCAAGGUUCAAAUUUUAGACAGACGCAAAGAACAGAAGCAUCACGAAGAACAACACCAGAUGAAGGGAUCGCCACAGAAACUGUCUCGCCAUCAGAUCAAAUUAACAAGUUUCUAACAAAAUCCAGGUCAGCGGUAUUUACUCCACCAGACUUCGACGUGCUAUUUAAAAAUCCAGCCAAACUUCACUUUGAAAUUAAAGGAGAGAGUAUAGAUGAAGGCAUCCAUUCCUUCGACAGUGGUACCAGUCAUGUGUACUCUAGCUUCAGCCGAAAUAAUGAAGCAGACGACAUUUCAACAGCCAUCCAGAAACCUCCGCCGCCAAAAAGAAGUGACAGCGUCAUGGUGCUGACGUUUACUGACAUGGUGGUGAAAAACUGGGAAAAUUCACAGGGUCUUGCGGGUUUCCGACAUAAACUGGCAAAUGAUAUCAACCAUAAAUAUUGCUCAUACUGUCGAUGCGAUGACAUGAUUUUUAUAUUCCUUUAUGUUGUUUUUGGCUUAAUUUAUAUAUGUGCAGGCACCCUUGGUUUGACACAGUGCAGCAGCGAACUGUAUGUGAAUAUAUUCUUGAUUACAGACGGUCUUCUGUCAGUUUUUGUUUUCCCGAUAACUAUUAUGGAAUGGACGAAACGAAUUGGAGGGUGUGUUAAAAAGAAUGACGUGCAGGGACAUGGAGUAACUUUCAUUCUGAUUGUGAUACUGAGGAUAGCGGCUGCCGUAUCUGGUAGUGUUAUCAUCGCAAUGAGGAUAAAUGUUUACCCCGAAGAUAACUUCAUGUGCUGGACAGUUUUUAGACUUCUUGAGGUUGGAGUAGUGUUAGAAUGGGCCUUUCUGUUAUUUGUUAUGCUAUUACCGCUUGUGCUGUGUACUGCUGUAUAUUUUGUGGCUCGCAAAUUAUGAGAAUAAAAUGUGCAGUGACUCAUUAA
Messenger RNA from Mercenaria mercenaria, 1370 nucleotides. RefSeq lists its product as uncharacterized. Lineage: Eukaryota; Metazoa; Mollusca; Bivalvia; Venerida; Veneridae. The record is from RefSeq and is a predicted model, not a curated record. The coding region runs from base 124 to 1344 and encodes 406 amino acids. The transcript is spliced from 6 exons.